Molecule: messenger RNA, 1125 nt
Organism: Bactrocera dorsalis (oriental fruit fly)
Lineage: Eukaryota; Metazoa; Arthropoda; Insecta; Diptera; Tephritidae
Exons: 3
Coding region: 1-1125 (374 amino acids)
Source: RefSeq, a predicted model, not a curated record
AUGACUAUCAGCAGGGCUGUAGCGGUAGCGUCGCCACCGCCGUCAUGGCUGCCAUCGUCAUUGCCACCGCAAGGCUCCGUCAGCAUCGCAACCACUUUGCGUCCACUGUUUUCCAAAAUAGCGCAACGUUGGAAGCAACUCAAGCAGCAUAUACUGAACCAGCCGCAACAUAGGCCGGUACAACGCGAAGCGCAGCAGCCGCUGCAGCCGCAACCACAAUCACCUAAGCACCCGCCUCAGCAGCAAACACAGCCGCUCCAGCAGGUGCUGCCAAAGCUCCAGGCGCAGCAGGCGCUAGAGCUAGCUACCGCUCCGCAGCAGCAACAACAGCAGCAACAGCAGCCAACGCAGGCGUCUCAAUCUUCUUGCGUGGCGUCUGCAGCGGCAACAGCGAACGACCCAACAACAUUUGGUGCCAUUAAUCCAGCAACCACAACAAUAACAACGGCAACAACGGCGGCCAGAGUCUUCUCGCGUUACGAUAGUCUUGAGGAGCUGCAGCAGCGUACGAGCAGAAGUGGAAGCGCAAUCGGAAUAUUGCCAGUGGUCGCGGCACAGGGUCCACAAGGAUCGCGUGGCAGUAUAGCAGUUGGAGCUGGGGUUGGCGCGGCGGGAUUAUAUGCGUCUGCGGGUGCACGUUUACCAGUAGCCGGCGGUGUUAGCGGCAAUAGUGGAAGCGGCAGCGGUGUUGGUGUGCGCGGUUCGGGCGGUUCGCGCAGUGGUAGCAUAGCACCUGGAUUAGAUGGUCAUCGUGCAGUGCUGAGUACCAGUGGAACAGGCGUUGUAUCGCCGGCUGGUCAACAGUUAAGUAGGGGCAGUGUGAAUGGCUAUUCAACGGCAGGUGCAGCAGUUGGUAUUGGUGGUGGUGUUGGCAUCGGAGGUGGCGGUGGUGCGAGCGGAGGUAGCGGUUCACAAUUAAUAGGUAGCACUACCACGACGGCACGAGGGCGUCUUUCAAUCAGUUCACCAUCUGGCGCUGGUGCAAGCGCACCUACAGCGAUACAAGGUGGUGCAGCCACAGCGAAUGAAUUCUUAUUAAUAGGCGGUGCUGGUGGUGCAGGCGUUGGUCAAGGAAGUAGCGGUGUCGGUGCUGCCGCAGCUUUUCGAAUGUUUUCUCGAAAUUAA